UCUGGUGAACUCCAUCUGCCACAUUGCGUUCUGUGUUCACGUUGACGGGAACGCUGGAGCGGGUCGUCGGUUCCCCGCCGGAUUGCAGCGGGGGCACGGACAGUUCCGGCGGCGCGGUGGCCGGGCUCGGAGGCACCAAGCGAGGCUGGAAACGUUUUAUCUUCACCGCAGACGAGCAUGGCGAAGAAACGGAAGUGCGGCGACCCUCCAACCGACGCGGCAGCGAGUAAAGUGACCAAGUCUGUGGCCGUGGAGUUCACCGGGACUCAGUUUAAAAACCAGUUGAAGAGCCCAGAGGGAGUGGAGAAAGGUUUAGGAACCUUUAUUUCCAUAGCCAAACAGUUACCCUGCUCUGGAUUGUAUGAUGUUGUGGAGGGGUACAUAAAGAUUUCAGCUGAAUGUGCAGAAAUUUUUAUGCUGCUUGAUGGAGAAACACCAACAGAAAAAGAGAUGAUUUUAAUUUUCCAAGCCUUGGAGGCCAUUUUGCUGCGGACUGCCAGUGAUCUUACCCAUUUUACUGCAGUGGGGAUGAACAUAGUGAAGAAGGUGCUGCACACUUACAUGAAGUUAAUAUAUUCAGCACUCUUCUCAGCAAGUCACAGAUAUGCCCGAGCAUGCCUUGGCUUAUUGUCUGCGAUGGUAAGCCAAGGUCCAGAAGCUGCACGAGAUUUCAUCAGCCACUUUGAUUUUAACAACAAAUUGCUCCCAGGCUUAUUGAAAAAGAGAGAGAGAACAGGGAGGCCUGAUGUUCGCAUGGCUUAUAUCCAGUUUGCAGUUUCAUUUCUGAUUGCUGGUGACAACAACACAAUUCGCCAAAUCCUGGAGUUAAAAGAUUUUAUUGCAGGUAUAUUCACUUCUGGACUAAAAGAAGAUCCUAUUUCUGUCAUAAAUUUACUUCUAUCAACUUUAAAAACAAAGGUUGUCCAAAAUAAAGCCAUAAGUAAAACACAGAAGAUUCGUUUAUUCUCGAUAGGAGCUUUGAAUCAUAUUGCGACAUUAUAUCGCUGGAGUGGAACUGUUGAUGUUUAUGUCAAUACUGGGAAGGGAGGCCAAGAUUCAUUGGUCGCUGGAAGAGAAUUGGUUCGAGAACUUGUGCACAGUUUCUUGAUUGAUCUCUGCUGCUCAUUGAAAUAUGGCAUCAAUUUCUAUGAUUCUAGUCUGGGUACAGCUAAAAGGGGAGGGAACGUCGUGCUGCUGAGGUUCCUGCUGGGCUUAAAAACAGCUACAGAAGAUGAGCUAGUGGCUGACCUCAUGGUGAACAUCCUCAAAGUGUGUCCUGAUUUAUUAAACAGAUUCUUCAAAGAAACACAGUAUUCUUUUGUCCCCAGACUUAAGACAGUCUGGCUAGACAAUAUGAAAUUACUUCGAAAGAUUUAUGAAGCCCAGCCAGACAUUUGCAGGGCUUUCCAGACAAAGGAAUACAUCCCAAUUUCCCGCCUCCUGUCUAUGGUGAUGGUCACAACAGUUCCUCCAGUGGCAACUAAAGCCAUGUUUAUUCAGGGAAUCAGUUUGGCAAAUAAAGUAGUUCAACAGACAACCUUAUCUCUACUAGCAUUUGUUCUGAAGAGGGCUCUGAAAAAUAUUGAGCAUUGUCUAAACGUGGAACUGUGGCAACACUCUGAAAUUUACACUCCCAGUGUAAUGGAGGACUUCACACAGCAGUUCAGAGAGAUCCUCAGCAAGCAUUUGCCGGACAUGAAUACCAUUGUAGCUACGUGGCAAUCGCUUUUAAAAAAUGAAGAUAAAGAUGGAAAGCAAGGACAGGAAGAUGAAAAAGACACAGAAAAUGACACUGCAGUCUUGGAGACUUCAGAUGUUACAGAAGAUCAUGUUGGGGAUGAUGCUGGGACCACUGUUGUAAAGGCAAUGGUGCUCCAGGUUAUGUGUCUUUACCAGAAAGUGGUCCCUCAUGUGGUUUCACAGUGUGCAUUUGAUUUCAGUAAAUUAAUUAAAGGCAUUGUGAGUGAGAAGGGGGUGAAAAAAGAAGUUGCUCCAAUCCUACAGCACUGCAUUCUGCAGCUGGCUCUGGAGCUGCCUUCCAAUAAGUUUGCCUGGUUCAGAUUUCAGGGUAUCACAAACACAGAGAAAAGUACUGGAGAGGAGUCAGUAUUUUAUUUGCUGCUUAAAAUGUACGUGACCUGUAAGAGCUCUCAUCUGCAAGCAUCAACCAAACAACUUAUCGUAAAGGUAUUAAAAGACACUGGAAUUUUUGAAUACACUUGGAAUGAACUAGAAUUGUGGAUGAAAGGUCUUCAUUCUGUUUCAGAAUCAAAACAAGAAAUUGUCAUUCUGUUUCUUGAAAGAGUUUUGAUAAAGUUAAUAUCAAAUCCAUAUCCUUACACUGACAAGAUUUCAGAAACAAUACAAGAAGCAAGUACACUGCAAGCAAACCUUGAUGGGCAGGACUUGGAUGCUGUUAGUUUGCCUAUCUCACAUAUUGAUGAUGUGCUGGAUAUGGUGGACAUUAUUAUGGACACUAGUGAAGGUCUGAAUGAUGAGGUUGGGUUUACUUUAAGUGAAGAGGUGAUUACACAAACAUUUCCUUUCAGUGCAGUGGUCACAGCUGCUUUAGAAGCCAGGAACAAAAUGGUCUUGGGAAACAGUAAUGGAACAGAUGCUGUUUUGCAGUACCUUAUUGCUACGCUUACCAAUAUUCUACAUGUGCAGCAAGAUCCAUUGGCUUUGUGUCUAAUAUUACAGAUGUAUGACAAAGAACUGGAUUCAUUUUCUGAAAACCGAAGUCUAGUCAAAAAUAUUUUCCAGUUCUAUACAUAUUACAGUCUUUGGAUCCCACAGCAGGCUAAGGAGUCUCUGUUUGAACAGUUUGGUACAGAAAGAACACAUUCUGUUCCAUUGAAGGAAGGUUCAUUCUGCAGUCUUCUGAUGGGAGCAUAUAAAAUGAGGGUCAGCAUCCUCAGUGAUGAAGUUAAAGAUAAUUUGAAGCAGGCAGUGGCACAGUUGCACUUGUGUGAGCUAGUUCUGGCUGUGAAGCAAGUGAUGCUGUACAUCCGAAUGUCUGUGGCAAACUUUAACAAAUUGGGAAGAAGCACCAGCUUAGGACUGAUUGCACUAUGUAUGGAUCUCUUGAAAUCACUGCUACAGAGAUGUGAACAGUCAGAAGAUAUUCAGGAGAAAUUAGAAAAACAAGAAAAUGAGCUUUUCGUUGACUUCAAUGUUGUCGUAGAUGAACGAACUAAAGAGCAGGUUCUGGAGAGCAUGUUGUCAGCAAUUUUUAAACACCAGACACUUGAGCAAUGGUUUAUGGCUUUGGAAUUACAGGCUCCACCAGCACACAGUCUUAACCCCAUCAGCUUCAAAAUGUUGUCAGCCCUCCUUAGCUCAGGCACCCUGAGCCUCCUUGAACUAAGUGUCCCAUCUUUGCAGAGACUUGGUCGCAUGGAUAUGGUGUUAACUUAUUUUAAAACUAUAGUGGAAAGUGUUCUGAAAGAACUUGAACUGAAAAAGUUAUCUACAGCUAAAUCAGCAGUGAUGGAUAAAAGAACCUUGCCUUUAGAAGCCCUGGAAAAUUUAAACACCUAUGUGGAUAUAACUUGGCUCAAAGAAAUUGUGGCAUCUAUAUUGGAACUCCCAGAAGAAUAUCUAGCUAUCAAAAGUAACCCUGAGAAAGGGGGUGAUGGAGUGAAACAGCUGGGCUUGUAUGGAAAGACUUUGGUAAAAAUCCUUACAGAAAAUCACCAGAAGACUCCAGACAAAGAUGAUCUAUUGCUAUCAUGUGACCAUUUCAGUGCUGUGGGAACACUCUUACAGUACUCUAACAGUGAAGAGCUGGAGAAGGUCUUUCUUCGAGUCCUCUUGAAAGAACCAGUCUUUGCACAGGCUGUGAGACCAGACGUGUUUCUUGAUUGCUUGAAUCGCAUGUCUGAAGAUUCCCUUUCUAUUUGCAAAUUUCUUAUUCAGCACAGCAAGACUAGCCUUUUACAGUUUGAGCUAUGGUGCUUAGAAUCAGGCAGAAUGAAACAUCUUCGGAAAAAUAUGGAUGCUUACCUUUCGCUUCUUAGCACAUAUCUGGAAUGCCAAGAAAAGAGUAAAUAUACACGGCCAGAGAGAGUCUUUGCAGAUGUCCUCAAGGUUAUUAGAAAUACCACGUGGAAGAUGCUAGUAAGAAACAUUGCAUCAGAUGAUCCAUCCGAUGAACUUGAUUUACAGAUGAAAGUACUUGCUAGAUUAGUGCAACAGUUCCCAUCAACACGUGAAGAUGUAGCAAGUAUUAUGGAACAACUACCCGCAGUGCUGGAGAAAACAGCAACUUUGUCAAGGUGGACUUUAGCAGAUGCAGUCACAAAUGCACUGGAGGAAUAUCCUGAGGACAAACGAUCCUGGAGGAAAUCCCUACUGAAGGCUUGCAUCCGGUGGUUAGUGGCCAACUAUAGCAGCUGCAAGGUGCAGGAAGAGAAAAUGAAGGAGACUGAAAUGGCAUUGUUGAGCAGAUUGCAGGAGUUACUGAUUUCAGUUGGUGAGGUCAAUUCAGAUGAUUGGAACAGUUGUGUAAAGAAUGGGCUUAAGUAUCGUUAUACAGAUCUGGGAUUUUUAGAAGCCCUCCAUAAGUUAAUACCAGCAUUGUAUGAGAAAGAAGAGCUGGCUCAAAACUUGAUCCCAUUGCCUAUGAUUCACAUGAUGGUAACAAAUCAUUCUCUGUUUCUGCCAACCCUGCUGAAGAUCAGAGAGGACUCAGAUGAAAGUUCAAGAAUAAGAGUUGCUCUAAUUGAUGUGUUACUAGCUUUGGUCAGACUUUGUCCAUCAGUGUGCAACAGCAACCAUUUUCCUGUACUGCUGGGAGCAUAUGGAGCAACACUCAGCAUCACAGAUCAGAAACUGCUGCUGCUCCUACAGUCUUAUGAGAAAAACAACAUAAGCCUUGCUGAGUUCAGACUGCUAUUUUGGGGCCCAGCUGCUGUUGAACAUCAAAAGACUUGCAAAAGCCUGGGGAAGUCCCUGUGGCAACAACCAAGCAUGGAGGAAAUCCUGUCAUUGUUGGACAGGGAGAAAAUGUUCCAGACAAUUGUUAACUUUCCACAACAUAGAUAUAUGUUGCCUGAGGAAGGAAAGGAGACGCUGUUCAAAGAGUACAGUAUUAAGGAACCACGUGAUCUUUAUGACCCUUGUUUCUUGCUGCCUCUCUUCAGUGGAUUAAUUACAUCAGAAAGUGUGGUCAACUGCUACAAGUUUGUGGACACGAAUGCUUUUGGACUAACUGCGGCAUCUCUUAGCAGUUAUGAUCCUAAAAUAAGAGCUGCUGCUUAUCAUAUACUGGGUAAUUACCGCACACAUCUGGAGGCUGCUCAUUUUAAGGAGAGGCGGCAACUGCUGUAUCUGUUGGAUGUUGUGAAAAAUGGGAUCCGAGAACCUAAUCUCAGGUUAACAUUUUGCUUGGCGUUUUAUAUUGCCAAAGUUGCACAACAGAUGCUGAAACCAGAGGAACACAUGUAUAUGAAGAUUAAUCAUUUCCUUCUGGCACAUCAAUAUUUGGACUUAAAUAAAGUGCCUGGAUUUUUUAAGCUUUUCUACAGCUUUAAUAUGGAGCAUAAAAUUGAACGUGAAUGGAUUCUCGACCUCCUUAUCAAUAGUUUAAAGGACAAGCAUUGCUUUGAGCUUUGCAAUCAUCAGAAAAUAGUCCAUGUUCUCUUAGGUUUUUUUAACAGCCCAUUGUGUGAUGAGACAGCAGAGUACCAGAUUAUCCAGAUUCUAUUACGUGCAGCACACAUCACAAAAGCAGCAUAUCAGCUGAUCAGAGACCACAACCUACUGACUUGGAUAUCGCGUAUCUUACAGAAAAGGGUUUUAGAAAACAGACUGAUGUCUGAUUUAAUUUCACUCCUCCACACCUUGUGGCUCACUAACCUGGGAAACAAAGAAACCACUCAAAAGUUUCUACCUUUUCUAUUUAUAAAUGAAUUUCUGUUUGUUCUGACUAUUCUGAUACAACACAUUGGGAUAAAAAUGGAGAACAGAACAUUUUCAAAAUUUCUGCACACAUUGAGUUCUGUUUUACAACAUCAACGUGGUGCUUUUGGUGACUACAAGGAGAAAGGAUGGAUUGUUCUGAAUGAAAAAGUUCUGUCUUACACAGAGGCCUUGUUAUUGUUACAUAAGUGGAGUAUUGUAGGAAGGGAGUCCCAUGUGCAGGAACUCUUGCAAAAUCUGGCUCACAAAUACAAUGUUAAGGAAUUGCAAAAAGUUACUAAAGAGAAGAACAAAGCUAAAGGACUUGGUUGGGGAGCAACUCGGUAUAGCAGAAAAAAGAGAGAGGAGGUGCAAGAGGAUGCAGAAAAUGAAGCCGAAGAAUCUUGUUUAGAGGAAUGCAAAGUUUCAUUGAGGUCCAUAUUCACUAACUGGGAUGCACAACUCCCAGAUGAAACCAUCGACCACCAAGAAAGCCAAGAGGAAGAGGACUGUGCUGUUAAAGCAACAAUACACAUUGUAGUUCAAUGGGUUGUCAAGUCAGCACUUGAAAAUCCAAUUAGUGAGUCUCAAACUUUCUCAUUAUUGGGAUGGCUUCAGAGAAAUCUGUCUCGUGGUGCUGUGACUCAGGAACUUUUGAAAGACAGUAUUUUAUGGCGUCAUCUGCUACAGUUUUACAGUAGAGUUACUAACAAUGUAAAUGGAGAUGAUUUGACAGGGAACCAUUUGCACCUCUUUACCUGCACUAUGCUUCAGCUGCUGGAGGUUCGAGGCUUGACAGACAACUAUGUGUACAAGAGUGUUAUCCAACCAGUCUGCCUUCCUGCUCUGAAAGGCCAGGAUCAUGAAAGAAAAGCCGCAGCUUUGGUUCUUCUAUCUGAUUACUUGUGGGAUUCGUGGCUUGGAGGUCAGAAGCCUCAGCUUUUACUGUCUCAUGUAUCCUUGACCCUGCAAGCCACUGAAGUAACAUCAAGGUUUGACAAGAGUACGAAAGAAAAGCAGAAGCCAACCGAUGCUAUUGUGUCCCUCUGUAAAGACAUUAAUUUACUUCUUGAAAGGCAGUAGGCGGAAAAUUACCUCUUUAGUUACACUUCUAAAUUCACAGUUUAUUUUGCCGGAGGUUUAUUGUUGGUGGGAAAAUGUAUGAUCACACAAUUGAAUAUUUUCAGCAUUGUCAAGACAUGCAGUAUUUUGGAUACUAAUCUGUCAGCAUUGAAAAUUUAUAAAAAUGUUUUUAAUAAAUUAUUAUUUCUCUA
Molecule: messenger RNA, 7175 nt
Organism: Pristis pectinata (smalltooth sawfish)
Lineage: Eukaryota; Metazoa; Chordata; Chondrichthyes; Rhinopristiformes; Pristidae
Gene: urb1
Product: URB1 ribosome biogenesis homolog
Exons: 39
Coding region: 178-6984 (2268 amino acids)
Biological process (GO): maturation of LSU-rRNA from tricistronic rRNA transcript (SSU-rRNA, 5.8S rRNA, LSU-rRNA); maturation of 5.8S rRNA from tricistronic rRNA transcript (SSU-rRNA, 5.8S rRNA, LSU-rRNA)
Cellular component (GO): nucleolus
Source: RefSeq, a predicted model, not a curated record